Molecule: messenger RNA, 2448 nt
Organism: Aspergillus bombycis
Lineage: Eukaryota; Fungi; Ascomycota; Eurotiomycetes; Eurotiales; Aspergillaceae
Product: nitrogen regulatory protein areA
Exons: 4
Coding region: 1-2448 (815 amino acids)
Biological process (GO): nitrate assimilation; positive regulation of transcription by RNA polymerase II; negative regulation of transcription by RNA polymerase II
Cellular component (GO): nucleus
Molecular function (GO): DNA-binding transcription factor activity, RNA polymerase II-specific; zinc ion binding; RNA polymerase II cis-regulatory region sequence-specific DNA binding
Source: RefSeq, a predicted model, not a curated record
AUGAACAUGUCCGGGUUGACCCUCGGGCGAGGCCCUGGGGGCAUGCGACCGACUCAAACCGCAACCUUUACCACCCACCACUCGUCCACCGAUGCUGACCGCUCCUCCAACAACCUCCCCCCUACCUCCUCGCAGUUGUCCGAUGACUUUUCUUUCGGCUCCCCUCUGAGCCCCGCCGACUCGCAGGCCCAUGACGGCCUACUUCAGGACUCGCUCUUCCCCGAAUGGGGGUCCGGUGCGCCUCGACCUGGCAUCGACAGUCCAGAUGAGAUGCAGAGACAAGAUCCGUUAGCGACUCAAAUAUGGAAGCUCUAUUCUAGGACCAAGGCCCAGUUGCCCAACCAGGAGCGCAUGGAAAACCUCACCUGGCGGAUGAUGGCGAUGAGUUUGAAACGCAAGGAGCGCGAACGUGCUCAACAGUCCAUGUUUCCUGUGAGACCUGGUAGCGCAGGCCCCAGUGGGAUCGCGCAACUGCGCAUUUCCGACCCGCCCGUUGCCACUGGUAACCCUCAUUCGGCCGAUUUGACCGCCGACCCGAUGAACCUCGACGAUUUUAUCGUGCCCUUCGAAUCUCCUUCGGACCACCCUUCACCCAUUGCCAUCAAAAACACCGACCCCACGGCGUCCGCGGCCAUUCCCAUCAAGUCCCGGAAAGACCAGCUGAGAGAUUCGACCCCGGUGCCGGCCUCCUUCCACCACCCGGCCCAAGAUCAGCGGAAGAACAGUGAAUUCGGCUACGUCCCCCGUCGCGUGCGCAAGACGAGCAUCGACGAGCGUCAGUUUUUCUCGCUGCAGGUGCCGACCCGGAAGCGACCGGCCGAAUCCUCGCCGCAGGUGCCGCCCGUUUCCAACUCCAUGUUGGCCCACGAUCCGGAGCUCGCCACCGGCGUGCCCGAUUAUGCGUUGGACACUCCGUCCUCGGCCUUUGGCUUUCACCAGGGCAACCACCAUCAGAUGAAUCACCACAACCACACCUCCCCAGGGGCGCCGUUUGGCUUGGAUACGUUCGGCCUGGGAGACGAUCCGAUCUUGCCCUCUGCGGGCCCCUACCAGUCGCAAUUCACCUUCUCCCCUAGCGAGUCUCCGAUGGCCUCCGGCCAUCCGUUCGCGAACCUCUAUUCGCAUACCCCAGUGGCUUCAUCCCUUAACUCCACGGAUUUCUUCUCCCCACCACCAUCGGGCUACCAGUCUACGGCGUCCACCCCGCAGCCGCCUACGAUGGGGACCAUUCCGUGUACUUCGAUAUGCCGUCCGGCGACGCACGCACCCAACGCCGCAUUCCAAACUAUGUUUCGCAUCGGUCCAACCUGUCCGCUUCGCUGCAGCCUCGAUCCCACCCAGGUGUUGAACGCCACCAAUUACUCCGCCGGCAAUUCCCAUGGCGGCCCCAUGUUCACCUUUGGAGCCGAUUCGGAUAAUGAGGAUGACGAUGGCCAUCAGCUGUCAGAGCGGGCGGGUCUGGCGAUGCCCACAGAGUUCGGGGACGAGAAUGAUGGAUUCUCGCCGGGCAUGCAGUGGAAUGAGCAGUUCCCGGGCUCUUUCCACUCGCUGCCGGGCUUUGGCCCCCAACAUCGCAAGCAUGUUACCAUCGGGUCGACGGACAUGAUGGACACCCCGGAGGAGUGGAAUCAUGGCAGCAGUUUGGGUCGGACACAUGGGUCGGUGGCUUCGGUCAGUGAGGUGCGCAACCGAGAGCAGGACCCUCGUCGGCAGAAGAUUGCCCGCACCACGUCCACCCCCAACACGGCCCAGCUGCUGCGCCAAAGCAUGAACUCUAAUAACAAUACUCCCGGGGGCAGCAAGAACGGUGAUCCGGGUAGCAAUGGACCAACGACCUGCACGAACUGUUUCACCCAAACAACUCCGCUGUGGCGUCGGAAUCCGGAGGGCCAGCCACUCUGCAAUGCCUGCGGUUUGUUUUUGAAACUGCACGGUGUCGUGCGUCCGCUGUCCCUGAAAACCGACGUCAUCAAGAAGCGUAACCGCAGCAGCGCCAACAGCUUAGUGGUCGGGACAUCCCGUACGUCGAAGAAGACGGCCCGCAAAAACUCGGUGCAGCAGGCAUCCGUCACGACUCCGACGUCGAGCCGCGCUCAGAACGGGACUUCCUCCGAAUCUCCACCCGCCGGCUUUGGUGCUGCCGCGGGACGGUCGAAUGGGGUGGUACCCAUUGCCGCCGCUCCUCCGAAGGCAGCGCCCUCCGCAGCAGCGUCCCCUGGCACGGGCCAGACUCGCAACCCGGUCCCGGCUGCCCCGAAACGUCAACGACGGCUGGAAAAAGCCUCGGAGAUGGAAAUGGACGAGGCGAGCAAGUCCGCGGGCAGCCGAUCCAAGGUGGUACCUCUGGCGCCCGCCAUGCCACCGGCGGCAGCCAAUCCGGCCAACCAUAGCAUUGCCGGAGGCCAGGGAGCUAGCCAGGAAUGGGAGUGGUUGACCAUGAGUCUGUAA